Messenger RNA from Talaromyces proteolyticus, 1464 nucleotides. RefSeq names its product putative lipase/serine esterase. Gene Ontology annotation, molecular function: monoacylglycerol lipase activity. The coding region runs from base 1 to 1464 and encodes 487 amino acids. Lineage: Eukaryota; Fungi; Ascomycota; Eurotiomycetes; Eurotiales; Trichocomaceae. The record is from RefSeq and is a predicted model, not a curated record. The transcript has 2 exons.
AUGCUUCCUUUUGCUCCCCAGAGCGUCCUCGAGUUUCGCCCAAGACUCGAUUAUUACAAGCUGUUCGAAAUGGACGGCAGUCCUGACGGCGGUAAGACGGCUGACCACCUGUGUGUUCUGGUCCACGGCCUCUGGGGUAACCCAUCUCAUCUUGAUUACGUCGCAUCCGCACUUCGAGAACGAUAUGGCGCAGAUCGGUUGUUCGUCCUGGCAGCGCAGCGAAACCCAGGAAGCUAUACCUAUGAUGGAAUCGAGCUGGGAGGUGAACGUGUCGCUCGCGAAAUCGAAGAAACGCUCGAACAACUAGCCGAGAAGGGAUAUCAUAUUAAGAAGUUGAGUGUAGUAGGGUACUCCCUAGGUGGCUUGGUCGCACGAUAUGCUAUCGGUCUGUUGCAAGCCAACGGAUGGCUGGACAAGGUCGAGCCCGUGAAUUUUACCACCUUCGUAUCGCCACAUGUCGGAGUACGCUCGCCGCUAAAGGGUCUUCCCAAUCAUAUUUGGAAUAUACUCGGUGCCCGUACGGUCUCGAUGUCGGGCCGACAAAUGUUCAUGAUUGACGAUUUUCGCGGUACGGGCCAACCGUUGUUGAGUUUGCUUGCGGACCCUAACAGCAUUUUCAUGCGAGGACUGGCAAAGUUCCGACACCGAACGGCAUACGCGAACAUAGUCAAUGAUAGGUCUACAGUCUUCUAUACUACGGCAAUGUCAAAGGUGCACCCGUUUCCUGAUCCGGAAAAUACAAAUUUCAACUACGUCAAGGGGUAUGAACCAGUCAUCAUCGAUCCAGAUACGCAUGUGCUUCCACACUUGCAACAACAGCCCUCCGUCUUAGAAGAAAUGUCGUACCUCUCAUAUGCAAGAAAGCAGCUUCGUACUUUCUUGAACGUAGCGCCGUUUUAUGUAUUCAUUGCGGUUUUUAUUCCCAUUGGCUCCGUGCUCUUCCUUCUAAACUCCGUCGUUCAAAAUCAGUUGAGUCAGAAACGAAUCAGGCUAUAUGAAGCGGGCAAGACAGAUCUACUUCCCGGGCGAUAUCGAGUCCCAUUGAUUGUGCAAGAUGUACGGGGUGCCGUUGAAGACGUAUUCGAAAAUGUCAACGCCUCGCAAGGAAAUGAAUAUCUUUCUGAGCGCGAUGAAGAAUACACAAAACAAGUAACGCGGCAACGUCGAAUGAGCCGGCAGAAGUCGGUAUCAGGAGAUGAGAAGGACCAGUGGUCACGACCACUGCAGGAACAAACCGAGGUUGACAGCGGCCGGCAUGAUUCUGAGUUUCCUAUUCUCGCGCUCACCCCGGCACAAUUUAAUAUCAUUGACUCGCUCAAUGCCGUCGGGUUCAGAAAGUACCCCGUCUUUAUUCACAAGGCACGGCAUAGCCAUGCGGCGAUAAUAGUACGGAUGCCCAAGGAUUCGUUUUCGGAGGGCAAGGUUGUGGUGCGGCAUUGGUUGGACAAGGAGUUCCAUAUCUGA